Messenger RNA from Aspergillus viridinutans, 1797 nucleotides. Its product is annotated as HET domain-containing protein. The transcript has 2 exons. The record is from RefSeq and is a predicted model, not a curated record. Bases 1 to 1797 code for a protein of 598 amino acids. NCBI's taxonomy places the organism in Eukaryota, Fungi, Ascomycota, Eurotiomycetes, Eurotiales, Aspergillaceae.
AUGGCCCAGUACCAAUACAUACCCCUACCACCCAUUGACGAAGUCGGCCAGAAUCCCGCGUUCACACGCGUUUUGACUCUCUAUCCUGGCACAGAGCAAGAUCCACUAUACUGUACCCUCGACAUUGUUGAUAUUGAGCACUGUCCAUGGCCUCCUGAAGCCCUGUCGUAUGUAUGGGGCAGCGAACGGGCGCCUGUGCCCCUCUACUGCGGCAAUGGCCUACUCAGCAUAACCCUGAACCUCAACAUCGCGCUUCGCCAUCUACGUCUCCCUCAUGCUCAUCGCAGACUCUGGGUCGAUGCGGUCUGCAUUAACCAGGAUGAUCUGAGGGAGCGAGAGCGUCAGGUCGGCUACAUGAGGCUUGUAUAUAAGCAUGCAGUUGCAGUCAUCGCAUGGCUUGGGCCCGGUAUGCCCGAAACGAAAGAAGCAUUCGAUUUUGCGAGGAGAUUGUCCGAGUUGCAGAAGGAUAUGAAUCAAACCGCGACAACUGCGUCCGAUGGGAGGACACUCUACUCGAUGAAGACUGAAGCCGACGCCAUCCUGUGGGAGUCGCUCACCGCAGAGCCACGGGCGACGGAUGCACUGGCUUGCCUUUUCGCGGGCCAGUACUUUGAGCGCGUGUGGUGUAUACAGGAGGUUGUCGCCUCGCAACGCUGCAUUGCAAAAUGCGGACAGCACGAGAUGGAUUUCUUUGAUUUGAUCUCGCUGCUGAGAUAUGUCUGUAACAUCCGGGGGGUUAUCAUGGAUGCUCAGGGCUUUGAUUUUCCGGAUGGUACGGUGUCUUUUUGGAAUAUCGUUGUCGCCGCCAGACGGAAAAUACUGGUGUGGAGAGAACAGCAAUACGUGGGGGGAUCUAUCGGCCGCAUGUUCAGUUUACUUGCAGGAAUCCGCAACUUCAAGUGCACUGAUCCCCGCGAUCGGAUCUUUGCUCUUCUCGGGAUCUCGGACGAAGGAUUGCAGCCCGUUCUGGCACUGACCCAAGUCGAAGGUGCACAUAACUCGAGGGCCUUGUCGCUCUUGCAGCGCGGCGUCAUAUGGCUUUCCGAGAAGGUGAACUCGCUCGGACCAGAUAUCAAUUUCCUCAGGCCUGCUGCCUUGAGACCAACCUAUUCCAGGCCUGUCCGGGAAGUGUACCGAGACUUUACGAGGUUCAGUGUGCGCCAGCAGCCACGAAAGCUGGACAUGUUAUCACUCGUACAGCAUACUACACAUCCGGUACAGGACUAUUGGCCAUCCUGGGUUCCUAAGCUGCAUGAAGAACGCUCAGUGUCACUCUUUCCGCCUGGUCUGUUUCUCGCUGGUAUUCCAAUGCAUGGCCACUAUCGGUAUUUCGCGGAGCUUCACGACUCUCCCCUUGAUGGCAAAUCAGUCGAGCCAGAUGUGCUCCAGCUGGACGGGUAUCGUGUUGAUCUGGUUGACGCUGUGAGCGACCUUAUUCACUACAAGUACACGGAAAAGCCGCCAAUAGAAACGAUAUGGUCUCAGCUCUUCAACUUUCCGUUGUUUCCGCGUCCAGGCUUCCAGUACACAGGGACAAGCGAGGCUCUAGAUGUUGCUUUCUUGCAAACGAUCGGUGCUGGCAUGCUGGGGGUGAUCGGCAUGUUCAUCAGCCAGCAAGUCUCCUGGAAGGACUCAAGACUUGACGCUUGGGACGCCUUGACGCGGCAGUACCAGAGGGGCAAUCAGCGGAUCUCCCUGGAGAUGAGAAUGCAUAUACGCAUCCACUUUGGCUCUAUUCGUGGAACAGGCGGAUGUAUCGAACGAGAUCAGGGCUUGUCGGACUUGGUCCGCAAAUGA